AUGGAGCCUGCGAGGGCACUGGCCUGGAGCCUGCGACUGCUCGUGCUUCUUUUGCUACGACAGGUCCAUGCCGGGUGGGUCAAAGGAGCAGCUGGUCUGAGCUGUGAUGACGCAUGCGCCGCUGCAAGUGGGCAGAUUUGUAGCCAGGAGGGAAACCGACGGAUCAACUUCGACUACGAGAUGCAAUAUUUGAUGGAGAUCAACGUGACCGAGUGUGUGCCCGACCAGGAAGGUGAGGACCCUUUUCGUGUGGUCACCGACACCGGCUCGGCGUUUUAUACGCUGCAGCCCUUCCGACUGGAGAUUCCAGGUCUUCCGGAAACUGCGUGCUACAUCUUCGGCGAGGGCAGCACCUGCGAUUCCAGCAAUGCGCUGGCGCGCCGCAUUUGCUGCUGUGUUGCCGGUGGAGCCAGUGACGUUUCAUCGGAGUGCUUCUUGCCGACCACCACGUCAACAACCAUCUCCAUGACCACAUCAAAGACAACCAGUUUCACAGUGACCACCACCCAGACCACCACCAUCUCAGUCACGACGACGGCUACAACAACUGUGACUCACACUGCGACAGAAACUACCACAUCUGUCACGCAAACCACCACUAUAUCCGUGACGUCCUCUACGACGACGACCACUCGAACUUUAACGACAAGUGUCACGACCACGAGCCAGACAACAUCAAUUUCCUUCACCCAGACGACAACUACAACGUCUGUGACCCAGACCUCGGUCACUAGCUCUACCAGCACGAUUACCUCGGCGACAUCAACGUAUACCGGGACAUUAACAGAGACGUCAACGUUAACCACGACCACGUUGACCGGAACAACACGCACGGAAACAACAACAAUUUCCAUCACCACGACCUUUUCCACGAGCACCACCACAGCCACCACCACGACAGUCACGCCGAGGGCAAACACGGACAUUACCCGGGAUGUGGCAGCCGGAGCGACGCAGAUCGCGGUGGACAGCACUUUGGGCUUCUCCAUCGGUGAUAUCGCUCUCAUCAGAAGCAGGGAGGCUGUGGAGAUCAUCAACAUCACCUACGAGGUCAGACGGCUCGAAGCAGUUGAUGAGGGUUUCUUCUCGGAGGCGGAUGAGAGCGAGGAGGCAGCUUGGCGGCGCCUGAACGUCGACAACACUGUCGCGAUCCUCGAUGUCACGCCCCCCGUUGAGCGUGCCUACCCAGCAGGCACCCGCAUCAUCAACGCCGGCCCUGCGAUAUCUUACACCGGAAGUGACCCAAUCACUUUCUUCGGUGGGCAGAAAUUCAAGUUCUGGUUCCCCUUGCAUGAGGAGAUGCUCAUGUUGCAGACGCCGGAGCUACGAAUUUAUGGCCAGGUCUUUCCAGGCCCCGAGCUGGGACUGCAGUGGUUCGGGCACCUGCGCGUGCUGCGCACGGAUGGCACGCCCGUGGCCCGGGUCAGCAUCAAGCAGGGCGUCAACCAGACUUCCUCGCGCUGCUCCUCUCGCAAGCUGGACUCCUUGGACGUCUUCCUCGGCACCUCCGCCUCGCCCCUGCGUGAGCUGAACCGCCGACCCAUGGAGUUCGUAGCAGGGAAGGACGUCCGGUUCGAGUUGAACUGUCGCCAGCAGGCUCGCCCGCAGCUUGCAUCGUCAAGGACGGAGUACUUGCACUUUGAGACCCCGUCGAUUGCGUUUCUCAUCGUUGCCGCACACGCGGGCAACGAGUUCCCAAACGACGCGAAGUUAGCUCUGAAGUACAAGCACCUGGACUUCCUGAUCCUCGAGAUGCCGAGGAAGGAGAGUUUCACAGGCGUGCUUCCGGAGAUUUGGGGCCUCGUUCCGCGGUCUCCUGCAGUAGAAGCGAUGCUAGUGCCUCCGGCGUCGGGCACCCCAGUCCUCAAUGCGGACAGCGGACCUAAGUCCCUUCAGUCGCCCGCAGUGGCUCUCGUUGUUGCCGGCCUCAUGCCUCCGGGUUUUGAGGGCCUGGCCCUCCCCGGGUCAGUGGCGGUCGUGGACCUUCGCGACUGUCUCCCUGACGACCUCAAGGAGGCAUUGGAUCGCCCUCGCGAUUUUCUUUUGCCGGAGGCUGAGCUCCCGGAUCGUCACCGGGGCUCCCGUGUCAGGGCGACGGAAGCAGAGUGGCAUAAGAUAGUGAAGGCCGGUUACGACCGAGGCAUGUUCGUGGCUGUGAAGGACGAGGAUGUUCCGCUUGACAGGCGGGGCCACCUUAUCACCAAUGGCGCGGGGGCGGUGGUCAAGAUGAAAAAAGAGGGGGACCGGACCAUCGAGGCGCAACGGUUCAUCUCCAUCCUUUGCCCCACCAACGACGCUAUGAGGCUUCUCCCCGGGGCGCAGGACAAGCUUCCCUACAUAGGGCAGCUCACCGCGAUCAUGGCGGAGAAGGACUCCUACCUGGUCCUUGACUCUGAAGACCUCCAGAGUGCCUUCAACCUUUUUCGCAUGCCGUUGGAGUGGGCACCACUCUUCAGCUUUGCCCAGAAAGUCAAAGGAGAUGCUCUGGGUGGGUCGGCCAAUACAAUGUUGAGGCCGGCCCUGCGUGUGGUCCCAAUGGGGUGGACGCCGGCCGUGAGGUUAAUCCAGGCGGCGAUCAGGCACCUCAAGAAGGAGAUUCUCCGAAGCCGAGAGCGGGGAGGAGAGAUCCUUGGGGAUCGCCAUAUCCUGAGGCACGCCCACAAAUGGGACCAUGCCGGACACUUGCAUUCGGCACUGGACUGGGUCCUGGUGUUCACUGGUCUUCUGCCUUUGGCAGAAACUGACCUCUCCUCGGAACUUUGUGAGGAAGUGAGCUGUACUGACGCCUCACCUUCAGGGGUUGCGGGCUUCGUUGCUGCUCCCUGGUGUGUGCGCGAGGGCACCUGGACCUCUGUAAAUGGGACUUCAGGAGUGACGAGGGAAAAGCGCUACCGGGACCGGCGCAACCACUGGGUUCCUGGCCGAGCUCCUCUCAGAGAUCGGGCCCAUCCAGAAGGAGUGCCUCGCUUAGCGCCGCACCUCAAUGUCUCGGUUAGCCAAUGCGAUCGCCAAGCGGGCGGCCGGGCGGCCAGAGGUCUCAUGGAGGCCCAGCGCCGCGGGCGAAUGGAGAGCAUGGAACACCCAUAUGACUCCUCCAUUUGGGAGGUUCCGGAAGUGAGGUCUCUCCAAGGAGAAGGUUGGUUUCACUCGAUCUUCUCAACGUGUUGCCACGGGGACGAAAAGCAGUCAUGGCUGUGCGUGGUUCAGAACUCGGCCUCUCUGCAUGCCGUCCUUCACAAGCCGGUUUGCGACUGCAACCCCCAGCUGCCUUGGCCAGAUGGGGACUUGGAUGAGGAUGAGGAGGCCAAGAAAAGCAGCACCUCGAGUGGCUGCCAGGCUGUGAUGUCAGGCUCACCGAUCGCGGCAACGAUUUGGUGGGCCACAGGCGGGCGCGAAGCAGCGGCGAAUUGGGACUCCCUCGUCUGCUUCUAUGUGCUCGCCAAGGGGAGGUCCUCGUCAAAACGCCUCAACAGAGUGAGCCGCCGCAUCGCUAGCCUUUCCUUGGCCUCUGGUUUGAUCCCCAUGACCCUUUGGACGAUAAGCAAGUGGAACUUCUCCGAUGGUGCGUUACCUGCUACAAUGCAGGAGUUGGAUGAGGAACUUGCAGAGUAUAUGAAUCACCUUUACCAGGAAGGUGAUACGGUUAACAAUGGCAGGACCAACCCCAUGACGUGGUUGGGGGCACGUGCAAUGGCAGCUGCUGCCUUUCGCAUCGGAUUGACCGUUCUUCGAGUCGAGGGUGACGGGGACCUCGGCUGGACACACUGGUCGACCUUUCUGAAGCACCGUUCGACAGGCUACCGGGACCGGCGCAACCACUGGGUUCCUGGCCGAGCUCCUCUCAGAGAUCGGGCCCAUCCAGAAGGAGUGCCUCGCUUAGCGCCGCACCUCAAUGUCUCGGUUAGCCAAUGCGAUCGCCAAGCGGGCGGCCGGGCGGCCAGAGGUCUCAUGGAGGCCCAGCGCCGCGGGCGAAUGGAGAGCAUGGAACACCCAUAUGACUCCUCCAUUUGGGAGGUUCCGGAAGUGAGGUCUCUCCAAGGAGAAGGUUGGUUUCACUCGAUCUUCUCAACGUGUUGCCACGGGGACGAAAAGCAGUCAUGGCUGUGCGUGGUUCAGAACUCGGCCUCUCUGCAUGCCGUCCUUCACAAGCCGGUUUGCGACUGCAACCCCCAGCUGCCUUGGCCAGAUGGGGACUUGGAUGAGGAUGAGGACUCGGAGUAA
This is a messenger RNA of Symbiodinium sp. CCMP2592, 4221 nucleotides long. The record is from the annotation of a GenBank genome assembly. Lineage: Eukaryota; Dinophyceae; Suessiales; Symbiodiniaceae.